Entelurus aequoreus (snake pipefish) is the source of this 1244-nucleotide messenger RNA. Its product is annotated as gap junction beta-2 protein-like. The record is from RefSeq and is a predicted model, not a curated record. Gene Ontology annotation, biological process: cell communication. The transcript is spliced from 2 exons. Bases 15 to 815 code for a protein of 266 amino acids. Gene Ontology annotation, cellular component: connexin complex. NCBI's taxonomy places the organism in Eukaryota, Metazoa, Chordata, Actinopteri, Syngnathiformes, Syngnathidae.
ACCUGGAGUCGAAAAUGAACUGGGGGUCCUUUUAUGCCGUGAUCAGCGGCAUAAACAGGCAUUCGACAGGCAUCGGACGUAUUUGGCUCUCCGUCAUCUUCAUUUUCCGUAUCUUUGUCCUGGUGGUCGCGGCGGAGAGCGUUUGGGGAGACGAGAAAUCCGGCUUCACCUGCAACACCCAGCAGCCCGGCUGCAACAGCGUCUGCUACGACCAGUUCUUCCCCAUUUCGCACAUCCGCCUGUGGGCUCUGCAGCUCAUCCUGGUCUCCACGCCUGCUCUCCUGGUGGGCAUGCAUGUGGCUCAUCGGCGCCACAUUGACAAGAAGAUCCUAAAGCGGGCCGGGCGAAACAGCCCGAAAGAGCUGGAACAUAUCAAGAACCAGAAGUUUCGGAUCACCGGAGCACUGUGGUGGACCUACAUGAUCAGCAUAGUCUUUCGAAUCAUCUUUGAGGUUGCUUUUCUCUACAUUUUCUACAUGAUCUACCCGGGCUUUAGGAUGGUGCGCUUGGUGAAGUGUGACUCGUACCCGUGCCCCAACACCGUGGACUGCUUUGUGUCCAGGCCCACCGAGAAGACCAUCUUCACUGUCUUCAUGCUGGCAGUCUCCGGAGUGUGCGUGUUGCUCAACUUGGCCGAGGUUGCGUACCUCAUGGGCAGGGCCUGCAAACGCUGCCUUCGCCGCACUGAGGAAGAGUCCAAAGUUGACUGGAUGAGUCAAAAAUUGUCUUCCUACAAACAAAGCGAGACCAGCUUGCUAGUAAAUAAAUACAAUUUAAAAAAUAGAGGCAGCUCACUGGUAAGUGCUACUAUUUGAGCUAUUUUUAGAACAGGCCAGCGGGCUACUCAUCUGGUCCUUACGGGCUACCUGGUGCCCGCGGGCACCGCGUUGGUGACCCCUGCUCUACAUUGUCUAUAGGUGUAAAUGUGAGUGAAUGGUUGCUUGUUUAUUAUAUGACCAGUCCAGGGUGCCAAAAAGCAGCUGGGAUAGGCUCCAGCUCACCAAUGCCGCUAAAGAGAACAAGCCGUAUAUAGAAAAUGAUUGGAUGGAUGCAUACUGUAGUUGUUACACAUGUACUUAUCAUGCUCUCCCUUUCUGUAAUGUGCCCUAAUAGGAACUUUGCAGAGGUAAACAUGUACGGUUUUCUUUUUUUUUUAAAAGACAGAAAAAUGUGUGGUUUUGUGGUUGUUUCUGCAAAGAAAUAUGUGCUUGGUUUGACUUCUAAUAAAGUGUGUGGUGACUUUU